CCCGCAACCUCACCUCCCCGACCUUCUGCCAUCCUCCUCUCUCCAGCCGACUUCCUUCCUUCUUCCAUCGGCCAAUUCAAUCACCCACCCCAUAAUUCUCUCAAUCUUCUUCUCUACUUGCUUUCUUUGCUUUUAGCCUUUUCUUGGUUUCAAUUCACAAUGGCUUCUCCUCGUGCUGCUUCUCCCUUGACCUCCGGUGCCGAGUCUGGCCCUGACUCCAAGUCUGCCGGCGCUGGCUCCGGUGCUUCUGCCGUCUCCUCCGUCAACCGUCCUUCUUCGCCCACUCCUCCUGGUGGUCCCCGGGCUGCUUUGCGUCGCCGCGCGGCCGCUGACCACAAGGAGUCUCUCCGCAAUGUUCGACCCAGCUCGACUCGCGCUGCUGGCGCCGGCGGUUCCUCGGGCACUAUGCUGAAGCUCUACACCGACGAGAGCCCCGGCUUGAGAGUCGACCCCGUUGUCGUCCUGGUUCUCAGUCUGGGCUUCAUCUUCUCCGUUGUUGGUCUGCACGUCAUCGCCAAGAUCACCCGCAAGUUCUCCUCGUAAAUUGCCCAAUGCUGCCAGCUUGCCGCUAGAGCUUGUCGCCUCUGAAUUAUCUGGACCACCGGUGAUCGGUGGGAUCUACCGGCCAUGGAUCGGAUAAGCCGGAGUUGACCACGAGAAUUGAAUCGUCCAUCAUUUACCCUUCGAAAUCAUAUACCCCUGGUGUCCCCUUUACCCUUUCUUUCUGCGUGCGCCGGUGAUGGAGACAUUUUCGCAACACACGCAUCGUUGACCCAGCGCGCUCUUAUAUUUCGUCCGAACUCGAACCUAUCUGCCGCAUAGGCCGGAACGGAUAUGCUCGACCCAGCAGAGAAGAUUCCCGCGAGGAAGCAAGAGAGGAAUUGGAAGGAAAUGCAAAUGUGUAAUUAUAGUGCUUAUCAAUGAAACGCGAGACUUGAUCAACC
Molecule: messenger RNA, 944 nt
Organism: Aspergillus homomorphus CBS 101889
Lineage: Eukaryota; Fungi; Ascomycota; Eurotiomycetes; Eurotiales; Aspergillaceae
Product: SEC61-beta family protein
Exons: 3
Coding region: 160-543 (127 amino acids)
Biological process (GO): intracellular protein transport
Cellular component (GO): Sec61 translocon complex
Source: RefSeq, a predicted model, not a curated record